UUCUUUUGGAUUUCUUUUCGUUGCGUUUCGUUUCUCGAAUUCCUUCCUUUGUUUCUGGUUUUCUCUGGUUUUGGAACAUUUUCUCUGGGCCUCUCUCGUUAGGGCAAAACCAUGAACAUCUUCAGGCUCGCCGGUGACAUGACCCAUCUUCUCAGCAUUCUCGUCCUCCUCCUCAAAAUCUACGCCACUAAAUCAUGCUCAGGGAUUUCCCGCAAGACUCAAGAACUGUACGCAAUUGUGUUCAUGGCUCGUUAUUUGGAUCUGUUCACGGACUUCAUCUCCGUUUACAACAUCUUCAUGAAGUUGAUUUUCAUUGCCAGCUCCUUAGCCAUUGUUUGGUGCAUGCGUUUCCACCCCGUGGUCCGGAGAAGUUACGAUAGGGAACUCGACACUUUUCGAUAUUUUUUUCUUGUUGGGGCCAGCUUUGCCUUGGCACUCGUCUGGCACGACAAGUUCACCCUUCAAGAGGUUUUCUGGGCAUUUUCAAUAUACUUGGAAGCAGUUGCAAUAUUGCCCCAGUUGGUUUUGUUGCAAAGAAGUGGAAAUGUGGACAAUUUGACCGGGCAAUAUGUAUUCUUUCUUGGUGCGUAUCGUGCAUUUUACAUCCUGAACUGGAUAUACCGCUAUCUGACCGAGCCACGAUUUACUAGAUGGAUUGCUGGCAUAUCGGGUGUUGUUCAGACAGCUUUAUAUGCAGAUUUCUUCUAUUAUUACUUCAUCAGUUGGAAGAACAAUUCGAAACUGAAGUUGCCUGCCUGAAUUAUGUCAAGUUUGUUUUGGAAUUUGGACCCGGUGAGGUGAGACCAGUCAGUGCUAAAUUUUAGAGCAUGGUUUGGAUGAUGUUGAGGUUGAGAAACGGUAUAGACCAACUCUUCUCCCUGUUCUUUAGUGGGGUAAGUGGGUUUUGUUUUUCUGGUACAAGGGUAAACGAACGGGUUUUAACUUGUGAUAAAUCUAACCAUCGAAGCAAUUCAAGUAUAGGUUAAAAUGGAAAUGUUAUGUGGCCAUGUUUUGUA
Vigna umbellata (rice bean) is the source of this 1016-nucleotide messenger RNA. Its product is annotated as ER lumen protein-retaining receptor A-like. NCBI's taxonomy places the organism in Eukaryota, Viridiplantae, Streptophyta, Magnoliopsida, Fabales, Fabaceae. The record is from RefSeq and is a predicted model, not a curated record. Gene Ontology annotation, molecular function: ER lumen protein retrieval receptor activity. Gene Ontology annotation, biological process: protein retention in ER lumen. Gene Ontology annotation, cellular component: membrane.